ACCCCUGCUCUGCCUACAUCAGCCUGAAUGAGCCCUGGAGGAACACAGAUCAUCAGAUAAAUGGUUCCCACGGCCAGCCGACAUGCGACAGUCAAAUCGACGGGGAGUGGUAUCGCUUCACUGGCAUGGCUGGCGAUGCUAUGCCUACCUUCUGCAUCCCGGAGAACCACUGUGGCACCCAUGCUCCCAUUUGGCUGAAUGGCAGCCACCCGCGAGAGUCGGAUGGCAUCGUCCCACGCCAAGCCUGUGCCAGCUUCAAUGGGAACUGCUGCCUUUGGAAUACCACAAUUGACGUCAAGGCGUGUCCGGGCGGGUACUACGUGUAUCACUUAACCAAGCCUAGCGUUUGUUUCCAUGCAUACUGUGGGCAUUUUUAUGACAUCUGUGAUGUGGUGGAUUGCCAGGGCGCCUGCCUGGACACCAGUGACUGCACGUGUUCCCUGGGGACAACACUAGGACCUGAUGGACAGACAUGUCUUGAUGAAAAUGAAUGUGAGCAGAACAACGGAGGCUGCAGUGAAUUUUGUGUUAACCUGAAGAACUCCUACCGCUGUGAGUGCGGGAUCGGGCGCACACUGGGAAGUGACGGGAAAACCUGUGAAGAAAUUGAAGGCUGUCACAAUAACAAUGGAGGCUGCAGCCAUACCUGUAUUGAAGUGGAAGACACAUACCAAUGUGAAUGUCCGAGAGGACUUGUUCUGUCAGAAGACAACCACACUUGCCAAGUUCCAGUGCUGUGCAAGUCCAGCUCUAUUGAGGUGAGCAUCCCAAAGGACCUGGUUGGAGGCCUGGACCUUUCCCUCAUCAACACUUCCUGCAAAGGAGUAUCCAAUGGCACUCACGUCAACAUCCAUUUCUCCUUGAAGUCCUGCGGCACUGUUGUAGAUGUAAUAAGUGAUAAAAUCAUUGCCACCAAUCUGGUGACUGGCUUGCCAAAGCAGACUCCAGGAAGCAAUGGGGACAUCAUUGUCCGCACCAGCAAGCUGCUGAUCCCGGUGACCUGUGAGUUCCCACGCCAGUACACCAUCUCCGAAGGUUAUGUGCCCAACCUCAAGAACUCACCCUUGGAAAUCAUGAGCCGCAACCAGGGCAUCUUUCCCUUCACCCUUGAGAUCUUCAAAGACAAAGACUUUGAUGAACCCUACAGGGGUGCUCUUCCCACCCUCAAGCUUCGGGACUCUCUGUACUUUGGGAUUGAACCCUUGGUACAUGUCAAUGGCCUAGAGACACUGGUAGAGAGCUGCUUUGCCACUCCCACCUCAAAAAUCGAUGAGAUCCUGAAGUACUACCUGAUUCAAGAUGGCUGCGUUUCUGAUGAUUCGGUGAAACAGUACACGUCAAAGGACCAUCUUGCCAAGCAUUUCCAGGUUCCUGUGUUCAAGUUCGUGGGCAAAGACAACAAGGAGGUGUUCUUGCAUUGCCGCAUCCUUGUGUGCGGGGCGCUGGACGAGAGCUCUCGCUGCGCCCAGGGCUGCCGGAGACGGGUGCGCAGGUCGGCUGCGACAGAGGAGGAGGAGGAGGAGGAGGAAUCUGGUCACGUGGCAAACCACAUCCUGACAGGUGGCCCGAUCAGAAUCGACUUUGACGACUAACAGCCACCCACUGCAACAGCAUCUCUGCAUGAGACCAACCUUCCUUAUCAGUGCCUUCUUUCAUGGUUGUUUGAGAAACAAGGGGUCCCUGAACCUCAGGACUUGUUUCCCUAGCCGCGUGAUGAUUAUUUGUGAAAUAUGUUGGGCACAUGAGGCAGCCCUCUGAGUGCAACCCAGACUGCAG
Messenger RNA from Pygoscelis adeliae (Adelie penguin), 1776 nucleotides. It is a transcript of the gene OIT3, whose product is annotated as oncoprotein induced transcript 3. The transcript is spliced from 8 exons. NCBI's taxonomy places the organism in Eukaryota, Metazoa, Chordata, Aves, Sphenisciformes, Spheniscidae. The record is from RefSeq and is a predicted model, not a curated record. Bases 126 to 1592 code for a protein of 488 amino acids. Gene Ontology annotation, molecular function: calcium ion binding.